Drosophila eugracilis is the source of this 2559-nucleotide messenger RNA. It is a transcript of the gene ACOX1, whose product is annotated as probable peroxisomal acyl-coenzyme A oxidase 1. The record is from RefSeq and is a predicted model, not a curated record. Gene Ontology annotation, cellular component: peroxisome. The transcript is spliced from 8 exons. NCBI's taxonomy places the organism in Eukaryota, Metazoa, Arthropoda, Insecta, Diptera, Drosophilidae. Gene Ontology annotation, biological process: fatty acid beta-oxidation using acyl-CoA oxidase; lipid homeostasis. The coding region runs from base 362 to 2371 and encodes 669 amino acids. Gene Ontology annotation, molecular function: FAD binding; acyl-CoA oxidase activity; fatty acid binding.
AGGGUAUUUAUUUUGUGUAUUUAGUCAUGAAUGUAGUCGAACAACAAUCACAAGAGAAUAAUAAUUGUGCUAGAGAUUAUUUCAACACAAAAGCGAACUUAUUACAUGUGUAUUUUCGCGGUUAAAGUUCACGUCGUUCGAGGGCUGGCAUCGACGAUUAGAUUUGGUGGAUCAGAUCAGCGGCAUAUAAUCUUCAGUAGUUGAGAAACUCUUGACUGCCCACUGAGCGCAAUUCGCAUUUCCCUCAGCAAUCAGUCAGUACGCGAUAUUCACCGAAGACGGACGCAUUGCGUUGGCUUCGAUAAUCCAUAACCCAGAACCUGUUUACGUGACUUGAAUACUGUAACUGUUUUACGGCAAAAUGCCAGUCAAACAAGUGAAUCCGGACCUGCAGAAGGAGCGCAACACAGCCACCUUCAAUGCCCGGGAAUUCUCCGUUCUUUGGGCUGGAGGCGAGGAGCGAUUCAAGGAGAAAAAGGCACUCGAGAAAAUGUUUUUGGAGGAUCCUGCCCUUCAAGAUGACUUGCCAGUUUCCUAUUUGUCACACAAAGAGCUUUAUGAGCACAGCUUGAAAAAGGCCUGCAUCAUUGGGGAUAAGAUCCGCAAGCUCCGUGCUGAUGGCGAGGAUGGAGUAGAUACCUAUAAUGCUCUGCUUGGUGGAUCCUUGGGAGCUGCGAUUUUAAAGGAGGGCAAUCCUCUGACGCUGCACUACGUGAUGUUUGUACCCACCAUAAUGGGUCAGGGAACGAUGGACCAGCAGGUGGAAUGGUUAAGCAAGGCUUGGGACUGUGAAAUUAUUGGCACAUAUGCCCAAACAGAGCUGGGACAUGGAACAUUCUUGCGUGGUCUUGAAACCCGGGCUGACUACGAUGCCAGCACACAAGAGUUUGUGAUAAACACACCAUCACUCAGUGCCUACAAAUGGUGGCCAGGAGGAUUGGGACACACUGCCAACCAUGCUGUGGUGGUGGCUCAGCUCUACACCAAGGGCGAGUUCCGUGGCCUGGCUCCUUUUAUUGUUCAGCUGAGGGAUUCUGAUACGCACCGUCCAAUGCCCGGCAUCGAUAUUGGAGAUAUUGGCACCAAGCUAGGCAUGAAGGGUGUGAACAAUGGCUAUCUAGGACUGAAGAACGUUCGGGUGCCUUUGAACAACAUGUUGAUGAAGAACCAGCAGGUUCUACCUGAUGGAACCUAUGUGGCACCCAAGAACAGCGUGCUUACCUACGGAACCAUGAUGUUUGUGCGUUGUGCUCUGAUUCGUGACACCGCUCAGAGCCUGGCCAAGGCAUCAACUAUUGCCACGCGGUACUCAGCUGUCCGCCGGCAAAGUCCCAUUGAUCCAAACCAACCGGAGCCCCAAAUCAUGGAUCACACCACACAGCAGCUUAAGGUGUUCCCCCAGAUAGCAAAGGCUAUCGUAUUUAAGACUACGGGAGAUGGCAUUUGGAAUAUGUAUAACGUGAUAUCUGGUGAGAUCGAGCAGGGUAACCUGGAUCGCCUACCCGAAAUGCACGCUCUGUCCUGCUGCCUGAAGGCCAUCUGUAGUGCUGAUGCUACCGCCGGCGUGGAAACAUGUCGUCUGUCUUGUGGUGGACAUGGUUACAUGGACUGCUCCAAUUUCCCCACGAUAUACGGCAUGACUACGGCUGUCUGCACGUAUGAGGGUGAGAACACGGUUAUGCUGCUGCAGACUGCUCGGUAUCUGGUGAAGAUUUAUGGUCAGGCUUUGAACGGAGAGAAGCUGGUGCCAACGGUUUCCUACAUCAGUGAUGCAAUAAGCCAAAAAAAAUUCGUUAACUUUGAUGGUUCAUUGGAGUCUAUUGUUAAGGCGUUCCAGUUCGUCGCCGCUAACAAAACACGUAUUGCCUAUGAGCAGAUUGAACUGCGACGAAAGCAAGGCUAUGGUACCGAGGUGGCAGCUAAUCUAUGUGGCACCUUUUUGACAGCAGCUGCAGAUCUCCAUGGACGGGCUUUCCUAGCCCAGUCUGCCUAUACGGAACUGUUGGCCUUAUCCCGAGAGGUCUCACCAGCCCUUGCCGAGGUCCUGAAGGUGGUGCUGGAGCUGUAUCUAGUAGAAGCAUGCCUCAACCGCAUUGGCGACUUCUUGCGGUUCAUUGAUUUGACCGAUCAAGAUGUCACGAAACUGGAGGUUCGCCUCGAGAGCUGCUUAAAGCGACUCCGUCCAAAUGCUGUAAACCUGGUGGACAGCUUCGAUCUGCACGAUCGAGUGCUGGACUCCGCGUUAGGUGCCUAUGAUGGCAAUGUGUACGAACACAUCUUCGAGUCCACGAAGAAGAACCCGCUGAACAAAGAACCAGUAAAUGAAGCAUUCCACAAAUAUUUGAAGCCAUUCAUGAAGGCUCACCUCUAGAUUCAUUUUUAUCAAUCGGGAAGAUCCCGAAUACUGUUAUUAUUGUAAAUAUACCUAUAUGUUUGUAUUGUUUUGUAUUGUACAACUGUCUGCUUAGCAAGUGGUCUGAAAGACAAAAUUAAAGUCGUGGCUUAUGCAGUUGAAACUAGGCUGUAAAAUUACACACAAAUAAAAUAUUAUUCAAAUAA